This is a messenger RNA of Lolium rigidum, 1074 nucleotides long. RefSeq names its product methyl-CpG-binding domain-containing protein 2-like. The transcript has 4 exons. The record is from RefSeq and is a predicted model, not a curated record. Bases 1 to 1074 code for a protein of 357 amino acids. Lineage: Eukaryota; Viridiplantae; Streptophyta; Magnoliopsida; Poales; Poaceae. Gene Ontology annotation, molecular function: zinc ion binding; DNA binding.
AUGGUUCAUUCACACAAGUCUCGGCGUCCAAGAAGGAAGUUCAUCACCAGUGACAGUGAUGAUGAUGACAAUGAUUACACUGACAAGGAUUACUCAGUGGAAGAAGAAUCAAAUCAGCUUGUCCUUUAUGAACCGCGGACCACCACACGUCGCAUGCAAAGGGAAGUUCAGUUUGCCGAGCCCAUAUAUCACCCUACUCCAUUGCAACAAAGACCCCCGAAGGCAAAAUAUGGACACUCCAAAGUUUUGCCAUCUAUUGGUGCUUAUACUGUGCAGUGCGCUGACUGCUUCAAAUGGAGGAUCGUUCCAACAAAGGAGAAAUAUGAAGAGCUGCGUGAGACUAUUUCUCAGCAACUUUUUGUGUGUGCAAGGGCUUGUGAAUGGAACCGUCCUUUAUCAUGUAAUGACCCCGAAGAUAUGUCACAGGAUGAAAACCAUGUGUGGGCACUUGACAAGCCAGAGAUUCCCCAACCUCCUCCUGGCUGGGAUAGGGAUGUCAGAAUCAGGGCGGAGGGAUGCAGCAAGUUUGCAGAUGUGUAUUACACUUCCCCGUCUGGGACAACGCUGAGGUCAAUGGUUGAAAUUGGGAGGUACCUGGCAGAGAAUCCAUACUACAUUCAACAAGGGGUUAAUUUAUCUCAGUUUUCGAUGCUUACCCCUCAACCUCUGCAACAAGACUACAUCAGGAAGCGUAAAUAUCCAGCAAAUCGUCACUUGCCAGAGCCUCUUGAGCCAUUUGAAGUGAGUCCGCUGGCAUCUGCUCCACCCCCUACUCGAAGAGAGUUGCUUCGAAUGGGCACUUCAGCUUCAAACCCUGUCGACCUCGACGAGUCUGAGGUGUACGACGCACCACCUCUGCGCACCAAGAAGAGAACUCCAAGGCAAGCGUCGCCGUCAUCAAGUGAGCACACCAGGAGUACCGUGACAACAGCAUCAUCGUCAGGAGAGCCCAAGAAGAGAAGCCUGAAACAAGUGUCAUCGUCAAGGCGCCGACCAACACCUCCACCCAGCUGGCCGCACAGCGGUCAUCAACCUCAAGGGUCCUUGAGCGACAUCGAGCACGUGGAGCUGUGA